ACGACCGGCAGCACCAUGCUCCGCCUGGGCAGGCUGCUGCGGCUCCUGACUCUGGUGAAGUUGCCCUGCUGCCUGCUGGAGUUCCUGCUCUCCGAGGCGGCCCUGGGGCAGGAGAUGUACGCGCCGCACUCCAUCCGGCUGGAGGGGGACAUCACGCUGGGGGGGCUCUUCCCUGUCCACGCCAAAGGUCCCCCGGGCGUGCCCUGCGGGGACAUUAAGAAAGAGAACGGCAUCCACAGGCUGGAAGCGAUGCUCUACGCCCUGGACCAGAUCAACAGCGAUCCGGAGCUGCUGCCCAAUGUCACGCUGGGCGCUCGCAUCCUGGACACCUGCUCCCGAGACACCUACGCGCUGGAGCAGUCGCUCACCUUCGUGCAGGCGCUCAUCCAGAAGGACACCUCCGACGUGAGGUGCACCAACGGGGAGCCGCCCGUCUUCGUCAAGCCGGAGAAAGUAGUUGGAGUGAUCGGGGCGUCGGGAAGUUCCGUGUCUAUUAUGGUGGCCAACAUCCUCCGGCUCUUCCAGAUCCCACAAAUCAGUUAUGCCUCAACUGCACCAGAGUUGAGUGAUGACAGGCGCUAUGAUUUCUUCUCACGUGUGGUUCCUCCAGAUUCCUUCCAAGCGCAAGCAAUGGUGGACAUUGUGAAAGCUUUGGGAUGGAAUUAUGUAUCCACUUUGGCAUCUGAAGGGAAUUAUGGAGAAAAAGGAGUCGAGUCCUUCAUGCAAAUUUCCAGAGAGGCAGGUGGGCUCUGCAUCGCUCAGUCCCUGAAAAUCCCACAGGAUCGCAAGGACAAGACCAUUGACUUUGAUAAAAUCAUCAAGCAGCUCUUAGAAACUCCCAAUGCCAGGGCCAUCGUUAUUUUUGCCAACGACGAGGACAUAAAGCAAAUCCUGGCAGCUGCCAAGAGGGCUGACCAAGUGGGGCACUUCCUAUGGGUGGGCUCGGACACGUGGGGCUCCAAGGUGAGCCCAUUGCUGCAGCAGGAGGACGUGGCUGAGGGGGCCAUCACCAUCCUGCCCAAGCGAGCGACCAUCGAGGGGUUCGAUGCCUACUUCACCUCCCGCACCCUGGAGAACAACAGGAGGAACGUGUGGUUUGCUGAGUACUGGGAGGAGAACUUCAACUGCAAGCUAACCAUCAGCGGGUCGAAGAAGGAGGAUACAGACCGCAAAUGCACAGGGCAGGAGCGCAUCGGCAAGGACUCCCACUACGAGCAGGAGGGGAAGGUGCAGUUUGUGAUCGAUGCAGUGUACGCCAUGGCACACGCACUGCACCACAUGAGCAAGGAUCUGUGUGCUGACUACGCCGGGGUCUGCCCUGAGAUGGAGCACGCAGGAGGCAAGAAGCUGCUCAAGUACAUCCGCAGCGUUAACUUCAACGGCAGUGCUGGCACUCCAGUGAUGUUUAACAAAAAUGGUGAUGCACCAGGGCGCUACGACAUCUUCCAGUUCCACACCACCAACACCAGCACCCCAGGCUACCGCCUCGUCGGGCAGUGGACGGACGACCUCCAGCUCAAUAUCGACGACAUGCAGUGGGGUAGAGGAGUGCGAGAAGUCCCGUCCUCGGUCUGCAGCCUGCCUUGCAAGCCGGGAGAGAGGAAGAAGAUGGUGAAGGGGAUGCCGUGCUGCUGGCACUGCGAGCUGUGCGAUGGGUACCAGUACCAGGCCGACGAGGUCACCUGCCUGCUGUGCUCCUACAACGAGCGGCCCAACGAGAACCGCACCGGCUGCCGCUCCAUCCCCAUCGUCAAGCUGGAGUGGCACUCGCCCUGGGCCGUGAUCCCCGUCUUCUUGGCCAUGCUCGGGAUUAUCGCCACCAUUUUUGUCAUGGCGACCUUCAUUCGCUACAACGAUACCCCCAUCGUCCGGGCCUCGGGGCGGGAGCUCAGCUACGUCCUGCUGACGGGGAUCUUCCUCUGCUACAUCAUCACCUUCCUGAUGAUCGCCAAGCCAAACGUAGCCGUGUGCUCCUUCCGGCGCAUCUUCCUGGGGCUGGGGAUGUGCAUCAGCUACGCAGCCCUGCUGACUAAAACAAACCGCAUCUACCGCAUAUUUGAGCAGGGCAAAAAGUCAGUGACAGCACCCAGGCUUAUCAGCCCCACGUCGCAGCUGGCGAUCACGUCGAGUUUGAUAUCUGUGCAGCUUCUAGGUGUCUUUAUUUGGUUUGCAGUUGACCCACCCAACAUCAUUAUAGAUUAUGAUGAGCAGAAAACUAUGAACCCUGAUCAAGCCAGAGGAGUUCUCAAAUGUGACAUAACGGAUCUACAAAUCAUUUGUUCCUUGGGUUAUAGCAUUCUUCUAAUGGUUACAUGUACUGUGUAUGCCAUCAAGACUCGGGGUGUCCCAGAGAAUUUUAAUGAAGCUAAACCCAUUGGAUUCACUAUGUACACUACCUGUAUAGUAUGGCUUGCCUUCAUUCCAAUAUUUUUUGGCACUGCCCAGUCAGCUGAAAAGCUCUACAUACAAACUACCACACUUACAAUAUCCAUGAACCUAAGUGCUUCAGUGGCCCUGGGGAUGCUUUACAUGCCGAAAGUGUACAUCAUCAUCUUCCACCCCGAGCUCAACGUGCAGAAGCGGAAGCGCAGCUUCAAGGCCGUGGUGACGGCCGCCACCAUGUCGUCCCGGCUCUCACACAAGCCCAGCGACAGGCCCAACGGCGAGGCCAAGACGGAGCUCUGCGAGAACGUGGACCCCAACAGCCCCGCUGCAAAAAAGAAGUACGUCAGUUAUAACAACCUGGUUAUCUAAGCCCGGCCGCGGGCGCGAGGACGGAGAGGACUUCCAUGCACUGCGG
Molecule: messenger RNA, 2800 nt
Organism: Lagopus leucura (white-tailed ptarmigan)
Lineage: Eukaryota; Metazoa; Chordata; Aves; Galliformes; Phasianidae
Gene: GRM7
Product: glutamate metabotropic receptor 7
Exons: 10
Coding region: 16-2754 (912 amino acids)
Biological process (GO): regulation of synaptic transmission, glutamatergic; G protein-coupled glutamate receptor signaling pathway
Cellular component (GO): membrane
Molecular function (GO): group III metabotropic glutamate receptor activity
Source: RefSeq, a predicted model, not a curated record